GCGUCGUCCAAUCAGCACCGAGUAAAUUUUGUUUCCGGGAGAGUUUGGUGAUGUGGCUCUGCUUGGAAAUUCAUCCGAGGAGAUCUAGCCGAUAAACAAACCCCCAAAGAUCCACCGGGAAGCACUCAUACAGUGCCAUCCUUAUGUUCAGCCGCCUGGCUACAGUCCUCCAGGAGCUCUCUGGAGAGGAGGGUCAAGAUGGAGAGACACAGGAGGGUGAGUUAACGCCUCAGCUUCCUGCCGACGCAGGCCAGACUCCUGCAGAGUCUGAGGCCCACGAGGAGGCCAUGGAGCGUCUAGCCUCCCUGGAGCAGCUGGUGGUGCAGCUAAAGGAGCUCAUCCGUGACAAGGACACCAAGCUGGCUGGCAAAGAUGCACUGCUCAAGAAUGAAAGGGAGACAAGUGAGGCUCGCUUUACUAAACUCAAACUACAGGCCAAAGCCAAGAUAACCUCCCUCAGCAAGCAGAUUGAUGAUUUGAAGGGACAAGAAGGAGCAAGUAGCCCUGACGGCUCUUUUUCAAGAGAUGUGGUCAUGGAGGGUGACCUACAAGAGCAACAAAGUAAGCUGCGUGAGGAGGAGGCCAACAGUGCCGAGCUGCGAGUACGACUCCAGGUUGCCGAGAAGCUGCUGGAGGAAAAGGAGGCCGCCCACGCUGAGCAGCUGAAGCUCCUCCAGGCAGUGGUGUGCGACAAGGACGUGCGCUUCCAGGAGCAGAUUCAGAAACAUGAAGAGGAGCUGUUGAGGGCCACCUCACAAUCGUCCAAAGAUGGCGAGCUGCAGCAGGCACUCCACGCGGCCCAGCGGCGGUGUGAAGAGCUCGAGGAGACCUUGAAAUCCAGCUCACAAGUGUUGGAAAUGCUGCAGCAGGAAGUCACCAGUGCGGAUCAACAAAAACAGAUCCUGACUGCUCAGUUCCGACAAAUGGAAGGGGAGCUGGCCGAAGCACUCAAGCAAAGGCAGGAGUGGGCCCAGCGGUCCAGCAAAGCUGACAUGGCCCUCCAAGAAGUCCUGCAGCGAGCAAAAGAGGACACGGCGAGGCACGAAAGCAAGCUAUCCUCCCUGAGCGAGGCAGCUAGCGUCAACAUGGAGAAAGAGAAGACAGAAGUUUCCAGGCUGGAAAGAGAGAUGGCUUUCAUGAACGAGACCGCCCAAGCGUGUCGUGAUGCGUCAGAGAAAGACAAGUUGGAAAUAUCUCGCCUCGAAAAGGAGCUCAUGUCUUUGAGAGAGGCCGAGUCAGAAGUCGUCCAGGCCAGUCGGAGUAACCUUCAGGAGACAAAAUCACAAUUAGACAAGCUGGAGCGAGAGCUAGCUUGUCUUGUAGAGGGGCAGGAAGAGGCCCGGAAAAAGAGCGAGAUCUUGGCCGAGAUUUGGAGGCAUUUACAACCUCUCACCCUCCGAGAUGUACAGCCAUCGGAGGACAUUAUGGUCCCAGGUGACCUUUCGCUUGUUCUGGACACUGUGCUGUCUAUUGAGACACAACUGACUAAGCUGAAAGAUGAUCACAGGGAGAGUGAGGAAUGUUGUGUUGAGCUCAGGGACACCAUGGAGGCUCUGCAAGAACAACUGGACAGAACCAUCAUCGAGAAGGAGGACUCCGUCGCCAAGGUUCAGCAGCUGCAGCAGCAGAUCGAGUCGAAUUCUGAAAGGGAUUCAGAGGAGCCACAAGCAGAAGUGUCUUCUGAAGCUGACAGAGCGACCAUAUUGACAUUGGAGCAACAGCUGUCAGAAAAAGACGAUGAGCUGAGCGUCUUGCGGGAACGUCUACGAGUGGCCGAAGAGCAGAGCACCGGGGAUGUUGCUUCGGCUCAAAAUGUUGACCAACCUCCAGCCCAGGUUGAAAUUGAUGACACGGGAGAUAAUUCUGCAACGCCUCCUGACUGCCUGGAGGACACCCAAGAAGAGGAGACCACCUUGGUCGCCCAGGUCAAGUCCGUCCUCUCCAUUUCCGCAGACGAGAGCAGCCCGGAGUUCAUGGAACAUCAGGAAUCCCCCGAAGAGUCCAAAGGGACUUCCUCCGAUGAGAUGGUCACCAGCACUGAUUCUGAGGUGGCUCACAGCAGCUGGACCCUUCUCGAAGCUGUGAACCAGGAUGGUCGCCAGGAGUGGCCGUCGGUCAUGCAGGACCUUGGCCAGCUGCAGUCAUGGGAGACCACAAGCAUGGAGCAGGAAAACUCCACAAUUUCACUCACAUCCUCCUCUGUCAUAAUCCAAGAGACUGUUGCAGUUCACAUCACUCAGGAGGGUGCCUCCACUGAAAUUGCUCCCACAGGUCUCUUUGCUGGGGCCCUGGCGGAGGAGCUCCAGAAGAAGUACAGUGAACAUCUGGCUGAGCUACAAACUCUCAGAGAGGUGGCUGCAGAGUCUCAGGAGAAGAGCAAGAGUGUGGAAGAAGAAACACAAAUAAUUACUGUUGAGAAGGAAGAGGUAGCGUCUCGGGCCAGUCCCUUAGAAGAGGAGCUCAAGUCUGCCACAGAGGGACUACAAAGUCUUUCCCAGCAGAGCAGCUCUGUGGCAGAGAAGCACAAUGCUGAAAUGUGCCUCCUAGAAGAACAAAUCAACAUUCUGUCCAGUGACGGCAACGCUAAGGAGCAGAAGAUCCAAGCUCUUCAGGGUGAUUUGGAAAUGGCUCGCCAAGCCCUCUCCGAGCAGGAGAGUCGGGCCCUGAUGUUGAGUGCACAGCUGGAAGACGGAGAGCUCCUAUCCUCCCAGCUGGAGAGGAAGCUUCAAGAUAUGGAGAACGGCAUGUUGGAACAGUCGCAGAUGUCAGCUCUUGACAGUGACUCUUUGUCCAAGAAGGACUCUGAGAUCUGUGAGCUGCAGCUCCGCCUCAACCAGAAAGAACAACAGAUCACAGAGCUCGACGAAAGCAUGUCUGCGAAACUCAGCCAAGCAGAAGAGGAACUAGUCUUGGUCCACAGUGAAGUCAACAAACUGAAGAAGCAGCUGAUAGAGCUUCAGCAGUUAAGAGAAGAGACAUCUACUUCUGUGAAUGAGGAACUCGUGAGUUUACGCAAGUCCAAAGAGGAGUUUGAAACCCAGCUGGUAAACACAAGAAAGAAGUUGCAGGUUGUGCUCGUGCAACGGAAAGAGCUCAUGAAGAAGGUUGCUGAUCUGGAGAUGGGGGCAAAGCACAAUGCAGAAAAAGAAGAAACGGCAGCAUUUGAAAGACCUUCUGAGGUUGAAAAAUCUUUAGCUGAAGAGAUGGAGGCCAAACUAGCGGAGCUCCAGCAAACAUUGAGGUCCAAAGACGAAGCAAUUGAGAAUCUUCAGUGCAAGAUUAGCGAACAGGAGCAACUUCUGCCUGAAACACUUGCACUGAACAGAGAGCUGAACAAGCAAGCUGAAAGCCAACAGGCCGACAAUUACUCCGACAACAUCUCGUUACGAUCCCAAGUGGCCUCCUUGGAAACAGAGUGUGAAACCCUGAAGAAGAAAGUCGUGGAGGCCCAAGAAUCUCGCAAGGAGAGCAUCCGCAAAGCCAAAGAGAAAGAAAGGCGCCAUCGGGAUCAGCUGAAGCAGCAGGAGGAGGAAUACAGUGAGCUGAUGGGACGUUUUGAGGUGCAGAGUGACGAGCGUGUGGUUCUUAUCACAAAAGUGAGGGAACUAGAAGAUAAAAUGAGCCCUCGGGAAGAGGAGCUGCUUCCUCUGGAGAGCAAGGACUUGGUCUCAAAAAUUGAGAAGACCUCAGCAAAUGACUGGGUCCAAGAAGACUGGGUGGAUUUCGCAACAUCUGAGACGGAUUCUGGGCAACCUGAAUCUGGUGUUCAGGGACAGCUACUGACCGAGCAGUCAGAGGUUCCCUCUGCUCAAAUGGAGGAACCCUUGAAAGCUCUCAGAGAAGAGAUCCAGACUAUCCGGAUGGCAAACUCUGUGCUUGAGAACAAGCUUCAGGAAACUCAGACCAGUCUGUUCCAGAAGGAGAAUGAAUUGCAAGACGUUAGCAAGGAGCUACAAGCCCUACGAGAAAAUGAAAGACAGAUUGAAGCCCUUUCUGAUGAAAUUAAUGAUCUGAGAGAAAACUACCGACAAGCAGAGUCUUGUGCAGAGGCCUUGAAAGCAGAAAUGGAAGCGGCAAGCACCGCAGCAUCUUGUCAGUCCACUGGCUCCAUAGCUGCACUUCAAGCUGAAGUGGAGGAUUUCAAACUAUUUCUGGACAAUAAGAAACAUGAGAUCACUGAGCUAAGCCAGCAGCUCUGUGAGCAAAACACCCUCAUACUCUCAAUGCAGGACACGGUGGGCCAGAAGGAUCAGCAAAUAGCCUCCUUGGAGGAGAAGCUCAACGUGGAACGGGACAAAAGCAAGAAUUUGGAGGUUGAGGUUCCGCAAAGGCGGGAGGAGGAGGACAGCGAAGCCAAGCUCCAGCAGCUUCAGCGUAAGCUUCAGGCAGCCCUGAUCUCUCGCAAGGAAGUGUUGAAAGAAAACAAAACCCAGAAGGAACAGCUGUCUUUGAGUAACACCCUCAUAGCUGAACUGCAGCAGAAGAUGCACGUGGCGCAAGAUGAGCUGGAGAAGCUUAGAGUAGAACGUACCAGACUAAUUGACGAGGUGGACCGCAUGUUGCUAGAAAACCAAAGCUUGGGCUCAUCCUGCGAGAGCCUCAAGCUGGCAAUGGAAGCCAUAGCAAGCGAGAAAGACUCCUGUAGAAGAGAAGGCGAGCUGGCCAAAGAGGAGGCUGCUAGGAUGUGCAAAGAAUGGGAGGAGAAGGUACAUGCCAUGAAGGACGAGUAUGAAACCCUGUUGCUCUCCUACGAAAACGUGAGUGACGAAGCUGAGCGUGUCCGCCGAGUCCUGGAGGGUGCCAGGCAGGAGAGACAGGAGCUCGCUGCCAAAGUGAGGGCCAGUGAAGCCUCGAGGCAGGAAGCCGAAAUGCAGGCCGAGGAGGCACAGAAAGAAGUGGAAUUGGUGAAAGACAAAAUGAGAAAGUUUGUGAAAGCCAAGCAGCAAAAGAUCCUGGAAUUGGAGGAAGAGACAGAAAAACUUCGCGAGGGGCAGGUGAAAAAACUAAUCAAAUCAGAGGAUGAAGCUCAAAUCACUGAGCUAAACAGACUUCGGGAGGAACUGCAGACUUUGAAAGCAGAGUUGGACACUGCAGUGGCGGAAAGAGAUGCUUUAGCACAGAAGAUUGAACAACUGAAGGGACGAUUUGAAGCCCACACCGCUCCCCUCGCAGCGGAGGUUCAGCACUCAGAUCCAGUUGUGACGGAGACAGAGAUGGUUGAGCCCAAAGAAACCCCAGUGGAGAGUCCAGAUGGCCACAGAAGUUCAACAUCUGCUUUAGUUGUAGGAUCAGAACCCACAAGGGAAGAAAUUUUGUUCGAGGACAAAAUAAAGGAGAUGGAGGUUGCUCUUACUUCAGAAAGAGAACGCUGGCUGGAGAGAGAGGCUGAACUGAAGGCUGGACUGGCCUCUCUCCAGCGGGAUCUCCAGGAGAGCAACAAGAGGGCGAGCCUGAUGACCUCCUUGGAAGAAUGUCUGCAGGAGAGCAAAGAGCGAGAAAAGUCUCUGAUUGAGGAGGGCUCUAAACGGGAGGUUCAGUUCAAGGAACUCCUCAGAAACUUGGAAAAUGAGAAAGACAACCUGGAGGAGCGUCUGAUGAACCAGCUAGCCCAGCUAAACGGUAGCAUUGCAGGCUACCAGCAGGAGGUGGCAGACCACCAUGAGCACCUUGCUGAACUUAAGCGGGAGGUGGAGAAGUUGGAGACGGAGCGGAGUGACUUUGAAGCCGAGGCUUGGGCCCAAACGGACCGAGCUUCCCGACUGGAAGAGGGCAUGAGGCAAGCCCAGAGGCAGAGGGCUGAAGCCGAAGCAGGGACUGGGAAGCAGAGGGAGCUGGAGCAGCAGCUGAGGUCUGCUAAGAUGGCCAAACAAGGCAGCCAGAGCAGAGCAGGUCAGCUAGAGGAACUUCUAAGGGAGAAGCAGCUGGAGGUCCGUCAGCUCCAGAAGAACAGCAUUCAGUACCAAGAGAGGAUCAGUGAGCAGGGAGUAGAAGCCAAGGCCCUGCAGCUUGGCCACAAUGAGCUCUGCAAGAACCUUGAGCAGGCCCGAGAGGAGACUUCAAAAAACUUGGAGGACCUGAAGAGAACCAAAUUAGAAUUAGCAAGCUGUAAAUCCAAUUUGAAUGAUGCAAAGGAGCAGUUAAACCAGGUUAUAUUAGAGAAAACAACUUUGGAACAGAACGUCCAACAGAAGGAAGCUCUUUGGAAAGCUGAAGCAGAGCAAACCCUGGACUCAGUCCGAUUCAGAUUAGGAGCUGAAUUAAAGGAAAUGGAGCUGAGACUGGAGGAGGUUUACAGUGAACGGGGCAAAGAAGAAGAAGCCACACUGGAGGCCAGAGAUGCGGCGGAGGCGGCUGACAGACGAGCGCGGGAGAUGCAGGCCCGUCUUGAUGAGUCUCUCGCCAGGCUCGCCGCCUUCUCACGCUGCAUGUCGUCUCUGCAGGAUGACAGGGACAGAGUUCUGGACGAAGCCCGGCAGUGGGAGACACGUUUUAAUGACGCUCUGCUUGGCAAGGAGGCUGAGGUUCGUGACAAGGAAACCAGGGCCAAGGAGCUGGCAGAUAAACUUCACAAAGAAUCUUCUCUCAGAGAAGAACUCCAGCUCUUAGUGGACAGGUUAGAAAAAGUAGACAAGGAGCGGCAGCUGAAAUUGGAUGAAGCAGAGAAGAACUUAAACAAGAGCCGAGCUGAGGUGGAGAGGGAGCACACAGAGCUCCUGAAAACCACAGCCGAGUUGCAGUCAGCGCAAACCGAAGUGCGGCUUCUCACGGGCGAGGUGGAAAGUCACAAUCAGAGAGCAUGCGCUCUGGAGGAGGCGGUGGUUCGGCUGCAGGAGGACGUCGGCAGGGCACGGGCGGACCUGCGGGAGAGGGAGGCGGACGAUCGCCGUCUGUGCCUGACCUUGGAGCGGCUGGAGGCGGACUUGCACACCUCCAAGGCAUUGACGGAGAGCCUGCAGGUGGAGUUACACGAGAAGGAGAAGAGGGAAGUGGAAAUGCUGGCUGAGAAGGAGCAAGCUGUUGCACAGGCUGCGGAGGAGGCGCGCAAGGAGGCGGAGGGCAGGGCGUGUGAUGCAGAGGAAGAGUUGGAGCGCAGGCGAGGGGGGCUGCGAGACGUUGAGGAGAAACUGCGACAGGUUGAGGAGGAGAGCGACAGCCUGCGAACCAAACUGGAUACGUUUACGAAGGCCAUGGGCUCCUUGCAAGACGACCGAGACCGAGUGCUCAACAUGUACAAGCAGCUGGAGGAGAAACACCUCCAGGUUAUGGUGGACAAAGACACUGUGAUCCAGGAGGCAGCGAGUGAGAGCAACAGUCUCAAGGAGGAGCUGCGUUCUCUGCUGGUCCAGAGGGACGACCUGUACGCCGAGAAGGCCAAACUGUCCGCUCAACUCCACGGCUACCGCGACGAACUCAAGCAGGUCCUCAGCAUGAAGGACUCCCAGCACAAACAACUCCUCGCCGCCCAGCGUGAUCGCAUCGCCUCCUUGGAGAAGGAACGUGAUGACUUGGAGAGCGCAGUGAAGAGCGUUGGUGAGUCAGAAGCUGUCAGAGUGGAGCAGGUGACGCCGUUGCAAGCCAUCAACGCUCCUGGAGCUGAGGUGGAGAAGCUGAGGGAGCAGCUGGAGGCUGCCCGAGAGCAAGUGCAAGCUCUGGAGGAGAAUCUUCUCAAGGAGAGGGAGGAGCACAAGAGGGAGACCAAAGAACUCUCAGAGCUGCGCUGGGAGGGAGGCCUGAUGCGCACAGAGUCCGAGAGCGCUCAGGAGAGGGUGGCCGAGCUGGCCCGGGACCUGCUGGCUGUCGAGCAGAAGCUCCUGGAGGAGAAGGAGCUCGUGGCGCAGCUCAGGGCAGAGAACCAGUCGUUCGGCAAGGCAAUGGCCUCCCUUCAGGACAGCAAGGACCAGGCGGAAAACAAAGUCCACCAGCUCAACCUCAAGCUGGAAGAGGCCAGAAAAGUCGUGAACCCUUCUGCAGGCUCCACUGGAGAAGUUUGGAGCCUGAAGAACGCCCUGCAAGCUCUGCAGAAUGACCGUGAGAGACUGCUGGAGCAGCUUCAAGCGCAGACGUCACAGCUGAAGACCAACAAGUCGGAGCUGGCUCGUCUGGGAGCGGGAGAGCUAAUCAAAGUCAGCCAGGAGCUCUUUGAGGAGAAAAACAAGAGCACGCAUAUGGCCAGCGUUGUUGUGGAUAUGGAAAACAUGGCGGCGAGGGACAAGCAGGAAAUAGAGACACUCAGACUGGAACGCUUGGACUGGAUGGCCCAAGCCGAGCAGCUGAAGCAGCAGACUCUUAGCGCCUUGUCCGAGCGCGACCAGCAGCUGAGACAGCUCACCGCCAUGUUGGAGAAAGCCCACGCACACAAGCCCAAACGCCAGAAGGAACACUACCACAGAGAGGCCUCACAGGAAGUGGACAGCGCUCCAGGUGCUCCUCAGGAGAGGAGCAGCCUGCAGGAGGUGCACGUUUCCCAGGCCGAGUUUUCGCAGCUGCAGCGGAGACUAGAGGAAGAGACGCAGCAGAGGCUGAUGGCCGAGGAGCAGCUGAUGGAGGCGCAGGAUCGAUUCAGGCGCCAAGCCACAAGGGAGGAUCACUCAGAGACGGCCGUUUUCAUCGAGUCGCCCGAAGGCAGCGUCACACGCACCCGUCGCGGCACCACCGGCUUGUUGCGGGCGCUGCGUUCGGGCAUGUGCUGGCGCCGUCGCACGCCACUGCUGCUGGGUGUCUACCUGCUGAGCGUGCAUGUGCUGCUGCUGUUGUGUGUGGGCGGCUUCCUGUGACACCUUUAAACGGUUCCCACACACAAGUAUUGCACUUUCGCUACCCUUACAUGCGCGCGCACUCACUUGCCACUUUAUUAGGAACCACCCCCCUCUUGAUCACUUAACAGUCCUGCAAUAACUGUCACCGUCCCCAUCACUAUCCCUGUCGUCCACGCUAGGUGUAACUAAUAAAUUGGCCAGCGAGUGUGGCCAUUUUGAGGGAGCUACUGUUGGGUUUUAACGUAUUAGUUGAGAGGGCAUGAAAGGAAAAUCUUAUGCAUCCAAAUACAAAUUAUUAUAUACAUAUUUAUAUACCAAAAGUGGUUUGAGGUUCAUAUUGUGCAGUUUGCCGUCCGCACACUUGCUGUUGGGAUCACAAAAACUGAGUGUGGUGCAAUUUACCAAUCAUUCCGUUCAGCAUUCUCCCCAAAAAACACACUUUUCCAUAAUAUUCUCUGUUCACUAAUGUUGAUAAUUGAUUCCAAAAGAGAUGAGCUGCUAGCAGUCUACAUUCCAUCCCAUCAUAAAAUACUGUGAUUUUUGUCAAAUUUAUCGUUAGUUGAAAUGGGUCUGUCCUUUCUCUCGUGCUUUCAUCAUUCCUGUUGGACAAGUGCACUGUAUGAAACGGUUUUAAAGGGCUGCAUAGAGGAAAAAAAUAACAUGCUUUUCUGUUACUUCCCUACAAAAAUAACCCAUUUUGGGAAGGGUGGGUGUAGGGUAUCCUUGUUGUUAUUGCUGAUAUAUUCAAGCGCUUUGAAUAAAAGGGUAUUUUUAGUGGGAGAUGGAGUCUGUUUCAGUGUAGUCUUUAUUUUAUUUAUUUCACUUCAAAAGAAAAACAAAAAGAUCACGCUAAAUACUUAGUUUUGCUGGUGUUUUGUUCCUUUUUAUUGCCUGAUACAACUAAAUGUACAUUUGUUUGGAGGAACAGCAAAAACGGGUCAUAAUAGUUUUAAGAACACUACAAAAGUGACUCAUUUUGGGAAGGGGGCGCAUAAGGUAUCCUUGUCAUUUUUGCUGACUUAUCCAAGUGUUUUUAAUAAAAAUAUAUUUUUAGUGGGAA
Messenger RNA from Phyllopteryx taeniolatus (common seadragon), 9816 nucleotides. It is a transcript of the gene golgb1, whose product is annotated as golgin B1. Gene Ontology annotation, cellular component: Golgi apparatus; endoplasmic reticulum-Golgi intermediate compartment; membrane. Lineage: Eukaryota; Metazoa; Chordata; Actinopteri; Syngnathiformes; Syngnathidae. The record is from RefSeq and is a predicted model, not a curated record. The coding region runs from base 144 to 8774 and encodes 2876 amino acids. The transcript is spliced from 18 exons.